AUCUAGAAGCUCCCAGCCACAAGCUUCAAAUGGAUUUUCAAGGCCUUAAAGAUGAUCUACAAGAGGAUCUUAAGGCCAAACUUGAGGAGAUGAAAACUAUGAUGAGGCAGCUUCUGAGAGAAAGCCAAGCAUGGAACAGGGCUGCCUGCACCUCAGCAUGUCAUCAGAUGCAUCCUCCUCUGGCCUCACCCCUGCCAGACGGCAUUCCCACAAUGCCCUGCGGUGCCCCCCUAUUUCGCCAGAGGCAGGAGGUGCUGCCCCCUAUUGGCUCUGCACCCAAAAAGCAGCAGCAGCAGCAGCAACAGCAGUCUGGGGGCCUCGGAGCUGCCUGCACUUCCUCCUCUAUGACAUCAAUCAUUCAGGACUACCCACCUCUGCUGAAACCCUGUGGACUCCCUACACCAGGUGCCCUGCAUCCACUUGUUAGGAGGGACUUGACCAGGCUUAACCACGCCCAUUCACUGAAGCCGCUCCCCCAGAGAAGCUGCCCCGUUGUCAAGAGCAACAGCAACAUCUCCAUGGUGCCAGCUCCACCUGCUGUUGCCGAGGUGAUGGGUGAUGGUGCAAGGAAGCCAAAGAACAUCAGAGGUAGGCGCAUUGUGAACCCUGUCUGUGGUGAAGACGUCAGCUGCCAAUCUAGCAGCACUCCAUUCAUCAGCCAGUCUUUGGAGAUGUCUGAGGGUAACACUGACCUCAGCCGCUACAUCAGCGUGUCCGCCUGCUCAGGCAAAAACAGCAGCCUCAGCCUGGUGGACUUUAGGACCCCGUCUGAGCAGCAAGGCCCAUCCUCCUCCUUCGGAACCCCGACUCCCAGAAUGCUCUCCUCUACCGUCCCUCAGCCUCCACAGACAGCCAAACCCCAAUCAAGGAGCGGAUUGGCUCACAGCAGAUUGCCCCGCUUGGUGAAGUCAACAUCACACAGUGUGGUCACUGCUGUUGAAGUGAGGGAGUGUGAGAGAGCGAGAGAGGUGAAGCAGACGAGGGAGAUCCAGCAGACCAAGGAGCUGCCAGAGUUGCGGCAGCUGCCCUCUGUGCCCAACCCAGGCCAGACCCUCCGGCAGGCCUUCAAGUUUAUCAGUGAUGAGGACUGGGAGAAGAAGGUGGAUGCGCUGCUCUACAUCCGCUGCCUCUCUCAGAACCACGCUGAGGUGCUGCUGCCCAGCCUGCACCAGCUGUGUGUGGCCAUCAUCCAAGAGGUGAACAACCUGCGUUCGGUCGUGGGCCGCACUGCCAUGGUGACGCUGGCGCACCUGUUUGCCGGCCUGGGCCGGGAGAUGGACAUAGAGGCAGAUGCUAUAGCCGAGGUGCUCCUGAAGAAGAUGGGGGAUACCAGUGCCUUCAUCAGGCACGACGCACAGCUGGCACUUAGCCACAUGGUGCUCAACAUCACCCCUUCACGGAGCAUGAACGCACUCCUCAACACGGGCCUCAGGCACCGUAAUUGCACUGUGAGGGCGAGCGCUGCCCAGCACCUGAGCAAGGUGGCCGAGAUCAUGGGCACGUCCCGUAUCCUGAGCGGCAAGAAGGAGCUGACUGGCUGCUUCAUCCAGGCCAUCAGCCACUUCGCCUUCGACCCCGCACAGGAAGUCAGGACCCAUGCCCGCAACACCCUGACCUUCCUCGCAACACACCCUAACUUCAUUGAGAUGGUACGCAAAUUCACUCCUAUGAAAGACCAAGUCGCCAUCAAAGACAUCAUCAAAAAACACCAGCGCAAAUAAGGAAUGCACUUUGUCAUACUGGAGCCAGUUGAAGGAAAUAUGAUGCAGGCAGAAUACAAAAGAGAGGAGAGAGGAGAGAACAACAUACUUUCUGCUUUGUCCAGUGUGACUCGACUCUAGCCUGGUUUUACCAUUCCCUCAUACUAAUUUCAUUUGUACAGAUGCUGUUCUGGGAGGGGUUUGGUGUUGCUACCAGGAAACUGGCUAGUCGGCAAAUGAGGGAGGGGUAGCACACAGUUCAAACAAGAACAAUGAGUUCACCCCUACCAGUUGUAGUCGUUUUUCACUGUUGUGAAAAAAAUGAGUAAGUGGAUAAAAUAGGACGUGUGUUUCAAAUUUCACCAGAGUUCGCCCCUCCCUCCAUUAAACGUUUCUCAGUUUGGCAUUUCCAGACCAUCUGUACGAAUUAAAUUAGGAUGAGAGGAUGGUAUAACCAGGCUAGUAUGACUCCAGCAUCUGCCAUUUCCAUGACAACAUGUGUGUAGAGAGAGGAGGGCUUGUACACUCUCGUUCCAUCUCGGCAACUCAUCCUACCCUACACUCGCUUCCAGACUCCCGGCCCCACCCACCCAGCCACUAUGCACUCUGUGCCAUCAGUCACUUAACCUCUUCC
Engraulis encrasicolus (European anchovy) is the source of this 2334-nucleotide messenger RNA. RefSeq lists its product as uncharacterized. NCBI's taxonomy places the organism in Eukaryota, Metazoa, Chordata, Actinopteri, Clupeiformes, Engraulidae. Gene Ontology annotation, cellular component: cytoplasmic microtubule; cilium. The coding region runs from base 30 to 1721 and encodes 563 amino acids. Gene Ontology annotation, biological process: microtubule cytoskeleton organization. The record is from RefSeq and is a predicted model, not a curated record. The transcript is spliced from 8 exons. Gene Ontology annotation, molecular function: microtubule binding.